Girardinichthys multiradiatus is the source of this 2283-nucleotide messenger RNA. RefSeq lists its product as uncharacterized. The transcript is spliced from 7 exons. Gene Ontology annotation, biological process: B cell differentiation; B cell receptor signaling pathway. Lineage: Eukaryota; Metazoa; Chordata; Actinopteri; Cyprinodontiformes; Goodeidae. Gene Ontology annotation, cellular component: B cell receptor complex; external side of plasma membrane. Bases 17 to 955 code for a protein of 312 amino acids. The record is from RefSeq and is a predicted model, not a curated record.
GUGCCUGGCAUGUAUCAUGUCCGUUAGAUGUCAGAGACUGGAUCGGAUGGCAAGGAUGGACCUCCUACUGUGUUUUUUACUCCUGUGUGCCGGUUUAGAUUUCUCCUGGAGUGUUUUGUUCCAAACACUUGUUGUGAGUCAGAGUCCCGAUGUCUCUGUCCUGGAGGGCGAGACAGUGAAGAUCACCUGCUGCUGGAAUAAAACUGCUGAAAGAGUUGGCCUUAAAUGGCUGAAAAACCAAACAACAAUCCAGGAUAAGACAUUUAUGAAUCAGUUGGAAGGCUCUUGGACUGAGCAGAAAAAUAAAUGUGUGGUUCUGAUGAUUGAAAAAAUUAAAAGAAGUGACUCUGGGAGAUACAUCUGCAAGGUUUUUGUGGAAAUACCAGUCUUAGCUGAAGUUAAAGGAGAUGGUACAACCAUCACGGUUACAGCCAGAGGGAACCCACCUGACAGCACAGAUCACCACACCGGUAAUGUAGAUGAAGAGAGGAUAGAUGGAGUGGUUGAAGACAAAGGAGAUGUCAACAGUAAUACCCAGAUUGUAGAUGAAACUCUACCUGUCCAUUUAGAAGAUAAAGAGAACACAGUCAAACACAAAGGGAAAACAACUGAGAGAAUGAUGAAUCACAUCGCUAAUGAUAAAAAGAAGACAAUCAGAAAAUGGGGAGGGAAUGCAGGAGACAACGCAAAUCCACGCACUGCUGACGGAAUGUCCGUUGGUUCUCAGGAGGAAAUGUUCACUUUUGUCCUGAGGUGCCUCCCCAUCCUCGCCCUCAUCACAGCCUUCUUUUGGCUCUACUAUAUAGGGACUAAAGCUCAGCAAAACAAAGCAGCUGUUCUUGGAAAUAAAGCCUCUUCAGAACAAAAGAUAGAGGAAGACCAAAAAGAAAAGAAGAAGGAAGAGUGUGUGACAAAAGAAAAAGAAGAAGAAGAAGAAAAAGAAAAAAGCAUAUGAAUUUGGAUGUCUAGUGAUAUUCAUGUUCAUCCAUUAAGGAUGUGGACUGAUCUGCCUUAGUGUAGAUGUUAUUAUAAGUUAAUUUAUGUAAGCAUCCAGCUAUCCUACUUGCAUGGUCACAAGGAAACUGGAGCCUAUCUCCAGUUGUCAGUUGGUGACAGACGGGUUACACCCUGAACUGGUAACCAGUCCACUCAAAAGGCAACAUACACACAAACUUGACAAACAACCAUUCAAACACACCAAAGUGUAAUCAAGUCACAUGGUUUUGAAGAGUGGAAAGAAAAGCUACAUAUGCAUGGGGAGAAAAUGCAAACUAGAGAACAGUUAUACACUAAAGUGUAACUAAACCUGAUGUAAAAGCAUAACCCCGCCCCCAGACAAAUUUUGAAAAAUACCACCAAAGUGGGCGGUGCCAAAAGACACUGAGGGGUGCAGCCAAGCGGAGGGGAUUGAGCGGGGGUGUGGUCACCAGGGCAAGGGAAAGCGACAGCUAGCUUAAUGUGACAUAUUGAUACAUGGAAAGUGAGCAGAACGACGCUGCUAUUUUUUAUCAUGGAUAGAUCUUUUCAGGUGGAGGAUUUUCCACACCAUUCGUCACCUGAGGUUAAGGGAGGCUUUACGGAGCCCAGUGGACUUGAGCCUUAUCAGUUUGAGCUGCUGGCUCAAGGCGCUGACUCAGCGAUGCCCGAAGCCUGCGCUGCCGAGACAGCGGAGGACAAAAUAGGAGUGUGUCUGAAUGAGAUGGUUUUAUAUUUCGUUUUAUACCAAAACCAAAAAUAUGUCAAAAUCCCAACUCAGCAAAAUGUUUAUUUCUUUCUUAAGAAAUGUAACCAAAAUUACUAGACACUGUUUUGAUAUAAAUUAAUCGUCUGCCUUUAAAGAGUUUUAGUACCAAAGCUGUGUUGAAUGUAUGUUAAGUGUUACUGUAAAAACCAAUGUGUCAUUCAGGCUUUAUUUAAAGACAAACACACCGAGGCAAUUAAGGUCAUUAUAGUCCAACAGAAACUUCACAAGCGAUGUUGAUAUUUGAUGAUAAAUAUGAAGAACAUAAAACUGGGGGUAUGCUUUUCAAAUGUAAUAAUACCACCUUUAAUUUUUUGCAAUCUUUGAGCAUACUUCCAUGUUGCAAAUUUCUUAGGAUUUUGUGUGACAUCUCAGCACAAAAUUAUGCAUAAUUGUGAAAUAAAACAAAAAUGAGAAAUUAUUUCCCUAUUUUCUUUAUAAAUAACAAUCUGAAGGGUUUGGCUUGUAUUUGUAUUCGGAACACCCCCCAUCUCCUCUUCCCCGAGUUAGUACUUUAUAAAACCACUAUUUGCUGCAAUUAC